AGAUCCCUUUUCGGACAUAGAGAGUAACACUGCGGAGGCUUAAAAGCAGAUAUGGGUUGGGGCAGGAGAAGAACACUAUCCACCAUCCAUGGGCACCAUGAGGAGGCAGCUGUGGGCACAGCCAUGGGUCCUGCAAGCCAAGGCCGGCAACCUCCAGGCAUCAUGGAAACUCAAUGGUCCAAAGAGCACCGGUCCCUCUCUUCUCUCAGCAGUGACAUGAGAAGGAACGGGGCUGGCGGGAUGCUGGGAAAGUUGGUGGUAAAAUAAAAGGAAUUCCUUUGCAGCGUCCUGUGGAAGCGGCUGAGAAUAGAGAACGGUGAAUUCAUUCUUCAUCCACAAUAAUUCCCAGCGGGGGGACACAGAAUGUGGGCGAUCGGCUGCUUGCUGACGACAAGUAUGAUAAUCCUGGGAGCGACGGGUACAGAUCACUUCUACCGCUCAGGGCGCAGAACAUGUUCGUCCGGCGCUCAAGCGGGAGUCCUGUUUGUGACACAAUCUUUCGUCCAGCCUGUUUACCAUCCACUGAUCACAAUCUGCGAGGGACAUCGCGUCUGUAGCACCUACAGGACCACAUACAAGAUCGCCUACAGACAGGUGACAAAGAAGGCACCUCUUCCACUGUACACAUGCUGCCCAGGCUGGAAACGGAUGGACAACCACAUACAGGGGUGUAACAAAGUGUCAUGUCCAUCACCCUGCCACAACGGAGGAACGUGUGUCGGCUACAACAAGUGCAAAUGUUCCACAGGCUGGAAGGGGGACCUCUGCCAGACAGAUGUGGACGAGUGCGCAAUGGGAAGCCAUCACUGCGCACAAACCUGCGUGAACACUGCCGGCAGCUUCCAUUGUGGGUGCCAGGAUGGAUUUCGUCUAUCGGAGGAUGGGAGAUCAUGUGACAAAGUGGAAAUGGCAGCAACUACACAGCCACCUCUGCUGCCUCCUGUAGCACAUGCAACAGUGGGAGUCCCAGAGUUUGUCACGGAGGAAAUACAAGAACUGAGGAACAAGAUCGAAGUUCUAGAGCAGAAACUUCAGCUGGUUUUGGCUCCAUUUCACAGCCUAACAACCUCGUCCCCAGAGGACAUCCUCGGCCCCAUCACACUUCUGGCGCACUCCUUCCAGCAGUUGGACAGGAUAGACUCACUCAGCGAACAGAUCUCGUUCUUGGAGGAGCGGCUGGAGACAUGCUCUUGUAAGAACGAACUUUGACCUCCAUGGCACACAAAAUACGAACACCAAAGGCCCCCCGACCUGCAAGACUUGUGGCCACUACACGAUACAAGAACUGUUAUAUUGCCUCUUUAUUUAUGAUGUCUGCAAGAAGAACUGUCUGUGCUACUCAUAGCAAUCAGAGGCUUCCCUUCAUUCUCCUAUGCUGCUCUUGUAAACUGAAGGGAAGAAUCUGAUUGGUCGUUAGGUGCAGAACAUGCGGUCCUUCUUGUACACCAUUUGAACAUUAAGGCUCGGUAUUCUAUGUGCCAAAUGGGGAUGUAUAUACAUUGUCCGGCGCUGGUUCUAAUCCAGUUAGAACAGAACUUUCAGAAAGGUAGCUUUAUGGGCAGCAAUAGUUUGAAAAACACCAACUAGAAUACAUUUUUUUUUUUACUUCUAUGAAUCUGAAUUUGAUGAAAAAAAAAAUUGUCUGGCGACUGGGAGACUCGGCUAUCUGUAUGCAAUCAAUCUGGUAAAUACUCAGUAAUAUUUAUACAUUUCUUGUAAAUAGUUUAUAAAACUUUCCAUACAAA
Molecule: messenger RNA, 1745 nt
Organism: Rana temporaria (common frog)
Lineage: Eukaryota; Metazoa; Chordata; Amphibia; Anura; Ranidae
Gene: EGFL7
Product: EGF like domain multiple 7
Exons: 10
Coding region: 364-1209 (281 amino acids)
Biological process (GO): anatomical structure development
Cellular component (GO): cell surface; extracellular region
Molecular function (GO): calcium ion binding; signaling receptor binding
Source: RefSeq, a predicted model, not a curated record